GCUACACGUAAGAGGCGAGGCUAUCAUUCAAAACAAUAUACACGUUUACAUUGGGCGCCGGAAGCUUCCUGUUUGCUGCACCGAAAACGAAAGUAGAGCUGGGAUAUAAAUCUAUUUCUUCUAUUCAGGCACAGACAGAGGCGGCCAUGCAGAAAGCUCCACUGGAUGAGCUGCAGGUGACGGAGAGGGAUGGGUGCACAGGGAGGGAGCGCACACUGUCAGCACUGCACCCUGAGAGGAUGGAGGAGCGCUGCUUUGUGACGUACAGACCCCCAACACUAGAGGGCUCCCCAGCACAGGUGGAGGAGUACCUGGAGCAGGCCCAGUUCAUUGCAGAAGACUUGGACUGGCUGCUGGCUCUUCCACACGAUAAAUUCUGGUGCCAGGUGGUGUUCGAUGUGUCUCUGCAGCAAUGCCUGGACUCAUACCUGCGACUGGCUCCCCGGGGACUGGACUGUAACCUGUCCACAUCACCCAGGGUCAGCGACAUGCAGAGGCACCUCCAUCGCUGUGUCUUCAUGACCUUUCUCAGGAUGGCUACUCACAAGGAGUCCAGGGAACAUUUCCUCUCUCCUGCUGUAUUUGGAGAGAUUAUUUACAAUAACUUCCUGUUCGACAUCCCCAAGAUCCUGGACCUGUGUGUGCUGUUUGGAAAAGGGAAUGGAAUGCUUCUGAACAAAAUGAUUGAAAACAUCUUCACUCAGCAGCCUGGUUACUACAGCGACCUUGACGAGACUGUGCCCACAAUACUACAGGUGCUGGACACUAUCCUGCAGAAGUGUGGGCUGCAGACAGAGGGAACCUCCAAUGGGCAGCCCCUGAAGCUGGGGGCACAGAGUGCUCCUGGACCCAUGGACAUGAGUGUGAAGGACUUGGUAGAUCUGGUGCUGUACCUGUGUGACACCUGCACCACUCUCUACUCCUUCCUGGACAUCUUCCCACCCGCCAGCACCACCUUCCAAAAACACAGCUUCCUCCUCCGGCUGGCUUCUUUUUAUGAGCUUUGUGUUCCUGAGCUAGAGAAUGCAGUGAGGAAGAGAAAGUUUGAAGAGAAAAGCCUGCAGGAGGACCUGUGGAGGAGGCUCUCUCACUCACGCAGGAAGAUGGUUGAAAUCAGCCACCUCCUGAUCAACCACACCUGUCUGCAGCCCAUUCUGGAGAACAGCAGCUCAGAGACUAUCCAAGUGUUUGUUGAAGAUUUCCUGCAGCUCUUCACAGCUCUCCUUCAGGAAAAGAGAUUCCUUGCGGACUAUGACGAGCAGUUUCCUGUAACGGAUGAUGUCAGCUUGUUACAGCAGGCUUCCCCACUCCUAGAUGAAACCAGGGCCUCGUACAUCCUGCAGGGGAUUGACUGUGCCUGGGAGAGCCUGGGGAGGAAGAAGCACAGCCUGCCUCCUGUCCGCUCAACCCCAGCUCCAGAGCUGAGCAGCGAGGCGCGCUCGGAGAGAGAGGGGCCUCAGGGAGCCACGGGCGGGACUGGAGCCCAGCAGGAAUUCUACAGUGAGGAUUACGAUCCGGGGGCCCCGGGGUGUGCACUGAGCGCUGGGGAGCUGGAGUCCCUGGUGUUCCAGGUACGAGACCUGCUCCCUGACUUGGGGGAGGGCUUCAUCAUGGCCUGCCUGCAGGAGUACGGCAACAACUCUGAGCGCGUCAUCAACAACAUCCUGGAGGGCAAGCUGUCCCCCAGGCUGGAGAAAAUGGACCACAGCCUGCCCAGACCUGUGAAGGAGCAGCUGCCGGAAGUCCUGAAGUCCAGAUCCAACGUGUUUGACGAUGACGAGUUUGACGUGUUCACCCGGGACGUCCUGGACACAUCACGCAUCUGGAAGGGCAGGAGGCAGGGGGAGAGUGCCCGCGCCCUGGUGAAUAACAAGCAGCACGUGGAAGAGCAGAGGGGGCGCUAUCGAGCCUACGAGGUGGUGAUGGAGGAGGUGCCCGUGGGGGAGGGGGAGGAGGGCGGAGCUGCAUUCUACAGUGAAGACUACGAUGAUGAGUAUGAUGAUACGUACGAUGGUGGCCAGGUGGGAGCGAACGACCUGGACGAGGGCAGCGAGCUGCUGGCCCGAAGGCCCUUCACCAUCCCGCGGGUCCUGCGUGACGGGAGGGAAGAGGAGGAGCUGAAGGAAGAGAGGGAUUACGAAGAGGAGGAAGAGGAGAAGGACAAUGCAGUUACGAGGGACCAGUUUGUUCAGGACCCUGCAGUGCUGAGGGAGCGCGCUGAGGCACGGAGAGCUGCCAACUACAACAGGAGAGGAUUCAAAGCCGACACGCCAGGAAGUGCUGUGGGUGCAGCAAAGGGGCGGGGCCAGAGCAAGGAGACCGUGCAGGAGCGCCGCAAGAAGGAGGCCAACAAGAGCGGCCGGGCCAAUCACAACCGCCGGGCCAUGGCAGACAGGAAGAGGAGCAAGGGCAUGAUCCCAUCAUGAGGGCUGCUACAGGAUGGGCCCUGCUGGAACCUGCAUCUCCUCCACACAGCACAGACACUCCAGCAGCUCUACAUCCUGAGAGCAGUGGCAGUAAAACAAAGAGGGGUUCCAGCUGAGAUGAACUGUGAGCAACUUGAGUUCUCUCACAGCCACAUUCUUUAUUGAUUUUGGGGUUGUAUGUUUUGUGUAGGAGGCAGCUUGGACUAGUGGUUAAUGCUGAGGACAGUGUGCUCCAAUGGUUAGAAAUGAAGGAUUUGAGAAAACAUAGUCUGAAGCCACAGAGCUGUGGGCUAGAAGGCAGUGGCUUACUUGUUAAACUGGCCUGUUGGAAAUCCCAGUGCAUCCAGUCUCCAACAGCAUGACUCCGUACUGGAGACCGGGCUUUUACAUGAAAAUUUAAACUGUUCCAUUUCAAUGAGAAUAAGGCCAGAUUCUGGAUGUAAUAAAAUGAAAACAACAUGUUUUUCAUGUAAAAAAUGCAUUUAUUUACAAGUGGAGUGGUGUAAACAUUUCCAUUGUCUAUUGUCUAUCAAUAUUACACAAUAAAUGUUGCGGAAGAGUC
Molecule: messenger RNA, 2988 nt
Organism: Acipenser ruthenus (sterlet)
Lineage: Eukaryota; Metazoa; Chordata; Actinopteri; Acipenseriformes; Acipenseridae
Gene: ascc2
Product: activating signal cointegrator 1 complex subunit 2
Exons: 19
Coding region: 147-2426 (759 amino acids)
Biological process (GO): regulation of DNA-templated transcription
Molecular function (GO): ubiquitin binding
Source: RefSeq, a predicted model, not a curated record